Molecule: messenger RNA, 600 nt
Organism: Penicillium subrubescens
Lineage: Eukaryota; Fungi; Ascomycota; Eurotiomycetes; Eurotiales; Aspergillaceae
Product: YbhB/YbcL family Raf kinase inhibitor-like protein
Exons: 1
Coding region: 1-600 (199 amino acids)
Source: RefSeq, a predicted model, not a curated record
AUGAACUACAUCGAAUACGGCAUCAGCCGUAUCUUCGCCAACGCCAAGGGCCGCGACGCACGCCUUUUCACCAAGGGCCCUGCAUUCGCGCAAAAUUCCCGACCAACCCUCACCCUUGACUGCAUCGAAGUUGGUCCGUCCGGAUCACAAAUGCACAUCGACCUAUCCGCCGAAGGCAUCGGCCGCUUCCCAACUCUGAGCUGGAAUGCGGCAACCGGGGAUGUCAAGGAGUACCUACUCAUCAGCGAGGACCCGGAUGCUCCUCUGCCCUCUCCUAUCAUCCAUGGCAUUUACUACGGUAUCCCUGCUAGUGUGACGGGUGUGACUGAUGUGGAUUUUGAAAUUGCCGAGGGCGAGUACAAGCUUCAGGGUGGGUUUAAGUAUGGCAAGAAUCGACGGGGGACUGUUUAUAUCCCGCCUCGUCCGUUGUUGGGUCAUGGUCCGCAUCGGUACUUUUUUACUCUUGUCGCGCUCAGCCAGCCUGUUGAUACGGCUAAGUUGAGCCCCCUGCCGACGGUUGAGGAGAUGGCCAAGGAGAUUGAGGGAAAGGUGUUGAGUUGGGGUGAAUGGAUUGGCGUUUAUGAGCGUAAGUGGGAGUGA